Molecule: messenger RNA, 531 nt
Organism: Hyaloperonospora brassicae
Lineage: Eukaryota; Oomycota; Peronosporomycetes; Peronosporales; Peronosporaceae
Source: the annotation of a GenBank genome assembly
AUGCCGCCAGCCGACGACGACUCGGACGUGCCGCUGCCGCCACCGCCUCCGUUCCCUCCUCCUCCACAAGCGCGAUCGGAAGACGAUUCGAAGCCGAACAGGCGACCGCUACAGAGCUCUGGUCAGGUGCAAAAGCCCAAGAAGAGAAAAGAUUUUCGCGAGAUCCUCGCGCUCUUUCAUGACGAGUCGAUGGACGCCGCGCAAGUCGAGCGCGUGUGGAGCGCUUUGUGGCAGACGACGCUCGUGGAGAGCCAAGAAGACCACAAGCGGCACCAUCACCAGCAGGAGCAGGAGAAUCGCAGUUUGAAGCGAAAAAAGAGCGGCGACCGCGACCACGGGCCUGUGGCUGCGCGAGACGCACUCGCUCGUCAUAGCAACUUGGCCAAAGACUCUUUCAAGAGAGCGCGACAGAGCUCUUCAGCAAGCACAGACUCGUCCGAGUCGGGGAAGGCCAGUCGUCUGGGAGGACGCUUUUCCAAGAAUGUGUCGAAAGGGCCUAAAAUGUUGCAGAAAUUCGGCGGGCGGACGUAG